Molecule: messenger RNA, 2991 nt
Organism: Sander lucioperca (pikeperch)
Lineage: Eukaryota; Metazoa; Chordata; Actinopteri; Perciformes; Percidae
Gene: dnajc28
Product: DnaJ (Hsp40) homolog, subfamily C, member 28
Exons: 2
Coding region: 343-1503 (386 amino acids)
Source: RefSeq, a predicted model, not a curated record
UGAUUUUCUGUAGGAUUUAAAGUUUUAGGUCAUGUAACGUUAACUUGCAUUCACAAAUGUAGCUAAUACACAGGCUGGUUUCAUUCAGUUUUUUAAUGUUCAGUGUGUUGAAGUAAAAUUUCUUGUUCUGAAUUAUUUUGCCAACCUCUUAAGUCGUAAUGGUAGGCUACCAGCUAGCAGUGAAGCUUCUUGAUUAGCCUACAACUUAACCUCAAGUAUAUAGCUAGCUAGCUAACAGUUAUCGAUGUGAAAGGCCAACGUGCAUUCUCUCCCCUGGCACGUCAAAGGAAAAUGCACCUGAAAAAAGGCAUGUAUUGUGAUUUGUGACUGAGUGUACCAGAAAUGAGUUGCACUUUCCACCUCCUGGUGUCCCGCAAUGACUUCUACCAUGGCCGGUUUCUGCUCUUGUCUCGACAGUCCCUGUUGCCCAGAUUGCUCAGCUCCAAGCCCCAGAUCAGCCGCAGCCUGCAAGAGAGCUACAGGCUUCUGCAACUGCCUGACGAGGGACACAACAGUCCUGCUCAGGUGAAAGAGGCCUACUUGCGCCUCGCCAAGCUCUACCACCCGGACUCUGGGGCUCCGACUGCAGAUGCAGUGCUGUUUGCUCGGGUUGAAGAGGCCUAUCGUGCUGUGCUGGCACAUCAGAGCAAGUCCAAGCAACCUGAUGAAGGGAAGGAAGCAGAAGAUGAGGAUAAGUCCAGAGGUACAGCAUUUCCGCACAGACACUACCUCAGUUUCGAGGGUGUGGGUUCGGGCACGCCCAGCCAGCGUGAGCGUCAGUACCGGCAGAUUCGUAUCGACCGGGCAUCCGAGCAGGUUUUGAACUACCGGCAGAGGGAGCAUGAGAGGGCAGCCGCUGCAGAAGGGAUGCUGGUGGAACGGGACGUACGUCAGCGCAGCCGAAAGAUCAAGAUCACCCAGGCUGUGGAACGGCUUGUGGAGGACCUGAUCCAGGAGUCCAUGGCCCGAGGAGACUUCAGGAACCUGAGUGGCGCUGGAAAGCCCCUUAACAAGUUUGAGCACAAUCCAUACGCUGAUCCUAUGACCCACAACCUUAACCGCAUCCUCAUAGACAAUGGUUACCAGCCACCCUGGGUCGUCACCCAACGAGACAUCCGAGAGACCACUGCACAGAUCCGAAACAGGUUAUUAGAGGGGAGGGCCAGGCUCGGUGACCCCAUGACCCCCAAAGAGAACAGCCAAUGGGAGCAACUGUGUGCAUCUGUAGAGGAGGAGUUGGUGAAACUUAACAAGACAGUGGACAGUUACAACCUCAUCGUACCAAUGCUCAACAUGCAAAUGGUUCACUUCAGUUUGUCACGAGAGAUUGACCGUGCUGUGAAGGGAGCCUGCCAACACAGACUGGACCAGCAGAGAGAGAGAGAAAAGGAGAGAGAGGGGAGGAAGGAAGAGAAAAAAAGAGCCAACGCAGUAACUAUGCCUAAACAUACCAAACAAGGCCUGAUGUAUUGGAUGAAGCAUUGGCUCAGAUUAAAACACUAGAACUCUGAAUCUAAGAGAACAGAAAAAUGAUUUGAUAAUAAGUGUUUAAUUAGUUUGCACUCAUACCAACCAUUACAGUCCAAGGGGCAAUUAUUUCAGACAGACUUGAUCAAAGUUAGGGACAAUGGUGCCAUGCAUUUAACUCUGUGUUACUGCUGUUAUUGUCCAGAUAUGCAGGAUUGUCAUCAGGUUGUUAGUGGAAGAGCGGUGUUGAGCAAUCAUGGUUGCGUGACUGUAAAGUGUGAGAAACGGCACGUGUUGAUAACGAAGCUUACAACAUGAGGCAAUUUUAUGAUACAAAGUCAGGGGCGUAGCACAAAAUUCUGGGCCCUGUAGAAAGGCAUUCUCUAUGGGCCCCUCCCCGCAUCCACAGCUAUUUAUUCUAGCAUCUUUUUGGGCCCUCCUCACAUGAGGGCCCUGGGUACUCAGUCCCCUUCCCCCCCCCCAGUCCGACGCCCCUGUACAAAGUGUUUCUGUGAAAUUACUGAUCUGAAAAUACAAACACUGUGAGUUUUGUUUGCUGUGUGACAUUAAAAGUGAAGGUAAGUAAAAAAUCUUUGUGUUACAGAGCUUUACAUUUUAGAAUGUGGGAAAUGUUUAAAUAGCUGAAUGUCUCAUUCUAGUCUGGCAGCUGCUCCAGCGUUGCAGGGUUGCAGAUGACGAUGGGCUCUUUGCUGCUCGCUCCGUUACUUGCAGCUUCCCUGUGCAGAGCCUGAGCCACGGCCCUGGGCGGAGUAAUCGCCUUGGUCCAGUCAUGGGCAAUGUACUGGUGGUACGGAUCAUGAGAGCUCUCCAGCUUCUUGGAGCGAAUGUAGCUGAGCAUGAUGCCGAAUGUGAAGAAGCUGAACAUGCCAACCACCAGGAUGAUAUACAUCAUGCCCUGAGACUGAGCGUGGGCCCGGGCUCCAGUCUGCGCAGCCGGCUGGGUAGUGUAGUUCUGAGGUAUCUGCGGAGACAGUAUACUGGUGCUGUUGAGGCAGUGCUGCAGGAAGGAGAGCAGGAGCGACUGCAGCUCGGUGGUGUUGAUGUGUGACAUUGCUGACCUCUGCUGGACGCUCAGCAAACUGCAACUGAGGAGGAAGAAGAGAUGUAAGAAAAAGAUUCAUGUCAAAGUAAAGAUCACCGUACUUUAUUUCUGCAUAAAUCACACUGUAUUUCACUUUUGCAUUAGGUUGCUUAAUCCAUAACUGAAUUAUUCCUGCUAACCUGCCUAAGCACCGAAAGAGGCAACAGACAAAUAAGAAAAAGAUGAUUUCUGCGUUGCAGAUCACUACACUCACAAGUUGCUGAAAGAUUUUACAUGUUUUCCUUCAAAAUAGACUUUGAUAGAAUGAGUGCACAUUAAGACAACAGAAAAAAAGAUGGAGGGGCCAAAUGAGAAACAUAAUCAACUGUGACUAUCUCAGAGUGUGAGAAAAUGAACCACAUCUCACAGUGAUUUUAAAUAAAACCCAUUUAUCAAGAAUUAAUAAAUAGUAUUGAGUGACA